Molecule: messenger RNA, 1162 nt
Organism: Melozone crissalis (California towhee)
Lineage: Eukaryota; Metazoa; Chordata; Aves; Passeriformes; Passerellidae
Gene: STC2
Product: stanniocalcin 2
Exons: 4
Coding region: 1-897 (298 amino acids)
Biological process (GO): intracellular calcium ion homeostasis
Cellular component (GO): extracellular region
Molecular function (GO): hormone activity
Source: RefSeq, a predicted model, not a curated record
AUGUGCGCGGAGCUCGGCGGAAAGCUGCUGCUGCUGGCCCCGGCGCUGCUGCUGGCCCUGCUGCUGGCCAGCGCCCGGGCGGCCGCGGGCACUGAGGCCACGCACCCGCCGGAGGGGCCGCAGGACAGGACCCCGCAGCAGAAGGGGCGCCUGUCCCUGCAGAACACAGCUGAAAUCCAGCACUGCCUGGUCAAUGCUGGCGAUGUGGGAUGUGGAGUGUUUGAAUGCUUUGAGAACAAUUCCUGCGAGAUCCGAGGCUUACACGAGAUCUGCAUGACGUUCCUGCACAACGCUGGAAAAUUCGAUGCCCAGGGAAAAUCCUUCAUUAAAGACGCUCUGAAGUGUAAGGCUCAUGCCUUGAGGCAUAAAUUCAGCUGCAUCAGCCGUAAGUGCCCUGCCAUUAAAGAGAUGGUGUUCCAGUUACAGCGGGAGUGCUACCUGAAGCAUGACCUCUGCUCUGCUGCCAAGGAGAACGUCCAGGUCAUUGUGGAGAUGAUUCACUUCAAAGACCUGCUGCAGCAUGAGCCUUACGUUGACCUGGUGAACAUCCUGCUGACCUGCGGCGAGGAGGUGAAAAAGGCAAUAACCAGGAGCGUCCAGGCCCAGUGUGAGCAGAACUGGGGGAGCCUCUGCUCCAUCCUGAGCUUCUGCACCUCGGCCGUGCACGGGGACGACAGGAAGGUGGGGGAAGGCAGCAGGGCCGCUGCAGGCCGCGGGGACAUGGCGGCCCACGCUGACGCCGAGCACAGGGAGAGCCCACGAGCAGCCAAGGCAGAGAGAGGUACCAAGGGCCACUCCAACGCCCGGGUCAAAGCUGGGGGCCACGCUCCCAAAGGGGCCCACGGCAUCCUGGACCGGGCAGACGAACUGUCCGACUUCUCCGACAUCCGGAGGUGAAAAGAGGCACCAGCUCCCCCUUCCCCUCCCCGAAACCUCCUCCCUUGAUUCCAUCCUCCUGUCUAUGGACAUUCCAAAGCAUUUCCCAUUCAGAGGUCAAGCACAGGGCAUUGCAAGAUAUCUAUGGACCUCGGCAUCAGUGUGUAUAUAGUAGCAAAGGGAGAGCAGUGGCAAUGGGUUAUCGAUCCAGCAAACUCGGCGCUCGGGUGGCAAAAUGUCUCCAGCUAAAUUCUUUCCCCCUUUUUAUUUUGGUGUUUUUUUUUAU